Molecule: messenger RNA, 1223 nt
Organism: Drosophila hydei
Lineage: Eukaryota; Metazoa; Arthropoda; Insecta; Diptera; Drosophilidae
Exons: 3
Coding region: 263-1024 (253 amino acids)
Source: RefSeq, a predicted model, not a curated record
UUAUGACGAGUUUAGCCGAAACUAAGCUAUAAUAUAAAAGAGUCCUCAGGAUUUGCGAAGGCCACUGAGGAUGGACAUUGAUGGCAUGAAGAUUUCUGUUGGAAGCUAGGGUAUCGCCUAGUCAUGCACAGCCGACUCGAGCACCCCUUUGUUAUUUUGAACGAAGAAUCCAUGUGGCUUACUGAUUUGUUCAGAAUUAGCCAGAGUUGAGGCAGAAUUUGAAUUGGACGCAACAAAUACAAAUUUUUUGUUUAAUAUAUUAAUGUUUUACGUAAAUUUCGGUUUCUUUUUACUGGCGAUUGCCGCGUGGCAAAUUAAAAUGACGCUCUCUGUGAAUUUGUACGUAGCAACGAAAGGAAACCUGGCCUAUAAUAAUAAUACCCGAAAACCUGAUCCACCUUUGGCUGGCAACAAUCAGGCAAAAGACAUGAAUCUAUUCGGAUUUAAAAGUCAAGAGCUUCCAAAGCUAAGCACAGAAUUACUGCAGAUGACUGCAAAUACCAAAGCAGCAAAUAGCACAGAUACCAGUUCCAUCACAGUAAAGCCAGACAGUAGCACUACUAGCCAGGAAUCACCAGAUUACAAAGUAUCAAUACCUAAUUUCAAAAAGGACCACAAGGGCAACUGGGUUUAUCAGAUUUGGGGCGUUACCUUUGGUAAUGUAUGGCAGGAUACGCGCUUUCGAAUGUAUAAAGCAGUUACGCUUGAGCGUAUUAAAGUCGAUUCAGAAGCAAUCAUGGCUUAUUAUCCCUUAGGAACCCUUGGGACCGCGUGUGUGGGCAAGACAACAAUUUAUAAUUUUCCCAAGGUUAAGGACUACUUACAUCAGGUGAAAAGAGCUGAGGAACACAAACAUAGACCCAUCUGGAAGGAACUCAGGCGACAGAUCUAUUUACAGGGCAGGUCCGAGGAGUGCCAUACGAAAGAAUUUAAACACUGGAGGACAUUUGUGGAGUGCCAACUAAGACGUAACAUGCGAAUGGAAUAUUUGAUACCGAAAUAUCCAUUACAUCAACUGCAGUAAUUCUAAGCUUUGAUCGUGGGCUGCCCCGACAAAUCCUUGAUCACGAAAUCAGUGGGACAGCCAGCGAACAUUUUAUUUAGUCACAUAGAAAUGGCCCGUAUCGUAAGCUCGGCCCACAACGCGUAUUUCCAUUCAUAGCCAGACAGAUAUAAGCAGAGAGAAUAUCAGAGAGACCGAGAAAGAGAUGUUUGUAAUAUUA